GAAUGCCUCAUAAAACUAACAACUAAUUCUUUUUCAGAUGGAUUUGACCCAACUGGAAUUAUUGAUAAUAUUCGUCAACUCUACAAAAAUCGGGAAGGUUGGCUGGCACCGUUUCCCUGGUGUGAAGGUUUUCACUUCUCCUUUGACGAUAUCUACACCAGACCAGUCAUCUACAGAAAGAAAACGAAAGGAACAGCAACAGACCGAGUUGUCACGAUGUCUGAAAUCUUCAACCAGCACGAAGAAUGUGAAGAACCAAGAGUAGUGUUAAUUGAAGGGAAGCCUGGUAUGGGAAAGACCACUUACUGUAAAAAAGUUGUUUUCGACUGGGCCUCAGGAAAACACGCAACCGGAAAUUGCUUCGCAAACAUCGUAAUAGUGCUUUUGAUCAAAUGUCGUGAUGUUCAGUCUGGCCUUUGGGAGGCCAUUGAAGAUCAACUUCUGCCUCGAGAAGUUGGUGAAGACCAACGUGAGAGAUUCUUCGACUUCAUUCGCCACAAUCAGUCUAAUGUUCUUCUGGUACUCGAUGGAUUGGAUGAAGUUUCUGAGAAGAAGCUACCUAUGUUUUCAGAAAUUAUUCAAGGGCGAGUACUGCCAAACUGUCGCGUGGUUGCUACGGCACGACACGAAGCUGGAGUCAAAGUUCGAAAAUACUGCGACACUCUGUUAGAAGUUAAGGGAUUUACUAAAGAAGAUGUACAAUCCUUCAUCAGAAAGUACUUCAAAGCCGAACCAAACUUGGCCAAGCAGCUUAUCGCACACCUGUAUAUUGAUCGCAAGUUAUAUGAAGUAUUGACGAAUCCUCUCAACACUGCGCUUCUUUGCCUGGUCUAUGAAGAUUUGAAAGGUGUAUUUCCUGAAAGCAGAACGAAGCUGUACAUGGAAAUGGUGGAGUGUGUACUAAGGAGGUACAGAACAAAGCAGCAACUACCAGAGAUCGGUGAAGACCUUGUUGACCUUUACGAAAGCCAGUUGAAACACCUUGGUUCGAUAGCUUUGAAAGGUUUACUUGAAGACAACUUGGAUUUUGACGAGAAGGAGCUUGGAAAACACAAAGCAAGCGAUUUACCUGGAUUUGGAUUUCUGUCAGUUCAGCCUGGAGGCAGUAAAUUAAGUCCAACUAGACGUUACAGCUUUCUUCACAAGACUUUCCAAGAAUUCUUCGCAGCGUUCUAUCUCAGUUGUCAGUUUAUCCAGAAAGAAAUCAGUACGAACAGCAUAGCUGCUGACAAAAAAUAUCGCCAUCAACUGAAAGAAGUGCUUCUGUUUACAUUUGGUAUGCUAGCAGCAAGAUGCGAGGAAACAGUGGUGAAACUUCUGGAAAGCAUAGCAACACAGUUAAACCAGGAAGAAGAGGAAGACGUGGACGUUAUAUUAGAGUGUGUUAAUGAAUGCAAAAAGAAGAAAAAAAAUGUUGAUGAAAAAUUGGCUACCGCUCUUGGCGCUUCUCUUCAAACUGAAACUGUUAAAGUUUCAAGUGUAAAAGUGGAUGAAACUCUAGCUGUCUUUUUAAGCAACUUUCUGAAAACAAAUACAACUGUGAGAAACUUAACAUUGGAUGAAUCUUUGCAAGAUGGGAUUGCCGCUCUGGCAGAGUGUUUGAAAUAUAACAAAUCGCUGACGACGUUGGAUUUGAGUGAUAAUCGAAUUGGUGAUGAUGGUGCUACUGCUCUGGGUGAGUGUUUGAAAUGUAACAAAUCGCUGACAACAUUGGAUUUGAGUGAUAAUCGAAUUGGUGAUGAUGGUGCUGUUGCUCUGGGUGAGUGUUUGAAAUAUAACAAAUCGCUGACAACGUUGGAUUUGAGUGAUAAUGAAAUUGGUGAUGAUGGUGCUGCUGCUCUGGGUGAGUGUUUGAAAUAUAACAAAUCGCUGACAACGUUGGAUUUGAGUGAUAAUGGAAUUGGUGAUGAUGGUACUGCUGCUCUGGGUGAGUGUUUGAAAUCUAACAAAUCGCUGACAACGUUGAAUUUGAAAUUUAUUUUAAUUGGUGAUGAUGGUGCUGCUGCUCUGGGUGAGUGUUUGAAAUAUAACAAAUCGCUGACAACGUUGAAUUUGAAAUUAACUAAAAUUGGUGAUGAUGGUGCUGCUGCUCUGGGUGAGUGUUUGAAAAAUAACAAAUCGCUGACAACGUUGGAUUUGAGUGAUAAUGGAAUUGGUGAUGAUGGUGCUGCUGCUCUGGGUGAGUGUUUGAAAUAUAACAAAUCGCUGACAACGUUGGAUUUGAGUGAUAAUCGAAUUGGUGAUGAUGGUGCUGCUGCUCUGGGUGAGUGUUUGAAAUGUAACAAAUCGCUGACAACGUUGGAUUUGAGUGAUAAUGAAAUUGGUGAUGAUGGUGCUGCUGCUCUGGGUGAGUGUUUGAAACAUAAAAAUCGCUGAAAACGUUGGAUUUGGUGUGAUAAUGGAAUUGGUGAUGAUGGUGCUGCUGCUCUGGGUGAGUGUUUGAAAUGUAACAAAUCGCUGACAACGUUGGAUUUGAGUGAUAAUCGAAUUGAUGAUGAUGGUGCUGCUGCUCUGGGUGAGUGUUUGAAAUAUAACAAAUCGCCGACAACGUUGGAUUUGAAUUAUAAUGAAAUUCGUGAUGAUGGUGCUGCUGCUCUGGGUGAGUGUUUGAAAAAUAACAAAUCGCUGACAACGUUAGAUUUGAAACGUAGUAUAAUUGGUUAUGAUGGUGCUGCUGCUCUGGGUGAGUGUUUGAAAUAUAACAAAUCGCUGACAACGUUGGAUUUGAGUGAUAAUGGAAUUGGUAAUGAUGGUGCUGCUACUCUGGGUGAGUGUUUGAAAUAUAACAAAUCGCUGACAACGUUGGAUUUGAGUGAUAAUGAAAUUGGUGAUGAUGGUGCUGCUGCUCUGGCUGAGUGUUUGAAAUAUAACAAAUCGCUGACAACGUUGGAUUUGAAUUAUAAUGAAAUUGGUGAUGAUGGUGCUGCUGCUCUGGGUGAGUGUUUGAAAUAUAACAAAUCGCUGACAACGUUGGAUUUGAGUGAUAAUGGAAUUGGUGAUGAUGGUACUGCUGCUCUGGGUGAGUGUUUGAAAUAUAACAAAUCGCCGACAACGUUGGAUUUGAAACGUACUAUAAUUGGUUAUGAUGGUGCUGCUGCUCUGGGUGAGCGUUUGAAAUAUAAC
Messenger RNA from Pocillopora meandrina, 3123 nucleotides. Lineage: Eukaryota; Metazoa; Cnidaria; Anthozoa; Scleractinia; Pocilloporidae. The record is from the annotation of a GenBank genome assembly.